Sesamum indicum (sesame) is the source of this 495-nucleotide messenger RNA. Its product is annotated as pectinesterase inhibitor-like. The record is from RefSeq and is a predicted model, not a curated record. Gene Ontology annotation, molecular function: pectinesterase inhibitor activity. NCBI's taxonomy places the organism in Eukaryota, Viridiplantae, Streptophyta, Magnoliopsida, Lamiales, Pedaliaceae. Gene Ontology annotation, biological process: negative regulation of catalytic activity.
AUGGGUUCACUUUUUCCAGGCUUUGUUUUACUAUUAUUAGUCUCCCUCUCUCAAGCUCAUGAUGUGAUAGAUGAUGUUUGUUCCAAGUCAGAGAAUCCAUCUUUGUGCACCAGUAUUCUGAGAUCCGACCCACAGUGUUCCGGAGCACAAAUUCAUAAAUUGUAUGAAAUCUUUGUGAAGAAAGCAGUACUCUCCACCCAAGCAGCUUUAGAGGUGGCUAAAUCCUAUAGCAGUGGCGCAGAUAAAGCAAAAUGUGAUGUGUGCGCCAAGUCUUAUACCAAUGCCAUCAACAGCCUUAACAGUUGUCAGCAUUUGAUAAACACGAAUGAUAGGGCCAGCAUCACUACUCUGCGUACUAGGUUGACGACAGUUAAGACUGAUGUUGCGGCAUGCGACAAUCAAUUUGGGGAGAACCAGCCGUUUAUGUUGAAAGCAGCCAGCCGCUCGUGCCAAGAAGUAAUCUCUGUGCUUUUAGCCAUUUCGAACCGUAUGUGA